Messenger RNA from Bipolaris sorokiniana ND90Pr, 1360 nucleotides. RefSeq lists its product as uncharacterized. The transcript has a single exon. Gene Ontology annotation, molecular function: nickel cation binding. Lineage: Eukaryota; Fungi; Ascomycota; Dothideomycetes; Pleosporales; Pleosporaceae. Bases 187 to 1206 code for a protein of 339 amino acids. The record is from RefSeq and is a predicted model, not a curated record.
CCCACUUUGCACCUACUGGAGGGGCUCUGGCUAAAAAAGAAAAGAAGAAAAACUACAAAGAAGUGGUAUUUCAGUUUUACUUCAGAUAAAGCUCUAGUUACGUGAGAGCGUGGGUGUGAAGUUCGUUUCUCGCAACCAUAUAUAAGAGUGAUGAUGGUACAUCUUGAACUCCGCUAGCAACACGCCAUGGUCUUCAACUCACCUUUUGGUGCCUCUACCUCUAAACCCGGCCAUGGAUCUAUCAUCAUCAAUUUGUUAUCCCAAGACAAGCCAGUCCUUGGGACAGUCUCGUAUCAAUAUCCACUCAAGCUAGUUGCGCCAGACCCUCUGCCACCACCAAGCCAUGACGACCAGGGAAACAGCAAGACUGGGCCUCCAAUUCCAAGUCUGAUACACACAGUCUUCCUACUCACCUACGGCGGUGGCAUUGUCGCCGGGGACAGUAUCGACUUGGAGGUCAAAUUGGAUAGCAAGGCUCGGCUCAUCCUGUUAACCCAAGGCUCGACCAAGAUCUUCAAGACACCCAGUCCAGAGCUGGUCUCGCAACAACACAUGACAGUGCAUCUGAAACACGAUUCUGCCUUGGUCUAUCUUCCAGACCCGGUCCAGCCAUUUGCCCACACAGCUUUUUCCCAAUCCCAGAUCUAUCAUCUCGACAAAGGCCAAGGCAAUAUUUGUGUGUGCGACUGGGUCACGAGUGGUCGCUCUGCACGGGGGGAGAAUUGGGACAUUUUCGAGUACAAGAGCCGGAAUGAAGUGUGGACACUCGACGAGGCAGGGAAGAAGAGGCUUCUUGUACGGGACAACCUGAUUCUAGACAAACAUGGUAGAACUGGGAUGCCGCUCGCCUCACGCAUGGACAAUUACUCUGUCUUCGGUACCGUGAUUAUUCGCGGACCAGUUUUCUCGUCACUCUCCAAGUUCUUCUUGGACGAAUUCGAGGCACUGCCGCGUAUUGGUGGUAGAAAUUGGGGGGACAGCGUGCAGCCCGAACUCCUGCCACACGAGCAAAGGCGAUAUACAAGGCAGCAGAGAGAAAAGGCGGAUGGUCUGAUAUGGAGUGCAGCAAAUGUCAGGGGCUUUGUGCUGGUCAAGUUUGCAAGCAGGGAGGUUGAGGGCUCAAGGAAUUGGUUGAGGGACAUGAUCAAGGAAGAGAACUCGGUGCCGAGGCUCUUUGGGGAGAGAGCGCUGUUGUGCUUGAAAUGAGACGUGCAUGAGGAAUGAACAACUAGACAGCAGCCAGAUAGCAGAAGUCAUUCAUCCGACAUGUUGCGCUGUCUAGUCCAUGUGUUGUCCGUCUUGAGUUGGCGAGACGACUGGAGGGGAGCCCUGGAGCUGCCCCACGCGGGCGCAUGGCCCA